CUUUUGUUAAGCACACUGCCAGCUUUCCUCUGCUGCCCAACCACCGUCAACACGCUGACCCGACUGCAAAGGAGAGAUGGAGCUUCAGACCAUGCAGGACCGUUCCGCGACCACUGACGACGGCGUGUCCGGAGGAGCAUCUUUGCCUGUGGCCGUCGGCCAGUCAGAGACUCGGUUGGGUUUGCCGUUUCAACGUCCAUCUCAUCGGAGACAAGACACCACACCAUGGUGGCGUUUGUUUGUUCAGAUACGCUGGGGCUCCAUUCUGGCGGUGGUCCCGACGCUCCUCUUGGCCGUGGUUGUCAUCCAAAACAUCGUCUUCUUCCACUUCAACAGGCCUCAGGACAUCGUCAAAGAGUUGGGCGCGCUGGUGGCGACUUUGCCCAACAGCAUCCCGGACCACAACUGCACCGACUUAGCCUGCCACUGGGCGGCACUGCAGACGGCAUUGGCAGAGCUGAAGGCAGGUCAGACGGCAUUGGCAGAGCUGAAGGCAGGUCAGACGGCAUUGGCAGAGCUGAAGGCAGGUCAGGAGGCAGGUCAGACGGCAUUGGCAGAGCUGAAGGCGAGUCACACCGCGAUUUCCAGCGACCUGGAGAAGAGUCAGACCGCAUUGGCAGAGCUGAAGGCAGGUCAGACGGCAUUGGCAGAGCUGAAGGCAGGUCAGGAGGCGGGUCAGACCGCAUUGGCAGAGCUGAAGGGAGGUCAGACGGCAGGUCAGACGGCAUUGGCAGAGCUGAAGGCAGCUCAGACGGCAGGUCAGACGGCAUUGGCAGAGCUGAAGGCAGGUCAGACGGCAUUGGCAGAGCUGAAGGCAGCUCAGACGGCAGGUCAGACAGCAUUGGCAGAGCUGAAGGCAGGUCAGGAGGCAGGUCAGACCGCAUUGGCAGAGCUGAAGGCAGGUCAGACGGCAUUGGCAGAGCUGAAGGCGAGUUACACCGCGAUUUGCAGCGACCUGGAGGCGAGUCAGAGCCUGCUGGCCAAAGUCUGGGAGGAGAUUCGCAGCAACAAAGGGCUUCUGAAUCAGACACUGAAAGACCUGGAGACGGACUACAAGAACAUGUCUCAGGAGCUGUCACAAGAGAACAAGGACUUCAGUUUGGGUUUGUCCAGCCUGCAGCAGAAAGUGGUGGAUCAGCCCACACUUAACAGGGAACUCCAUGGUCUCAUGCCCAGAGACUGCAGUGACGUCAUGGCGGCGGGAAAGUCCCAAAGUGGAGUCUAUACCAUCUUUAGCGGGUCCAACAGCUUCGAGGCUUACUGCAACAUGUGGCAGGACGGGGGAGGCUGGACCGUGAUCCAGAGGAGAAAGGACGGCUCCGUCGACUUCUUUCUGGGUUGGAACGACUAUCGAAACGGCUUUGGAGACCUCGCCGGAGAGCACUGGCUCGGCCUGCAAAACAUCCACGCUCUGACGGCCUCGGGCGCUUACCAGUUGCGGAUCGACUUCACCAUAUUCGACGGCCGCAAUUACUACGCUCUCUACGACGACUUUUCGGUGGGCCGGAACUCGCUGGACCCCGAGAAGGACGGCUACCCGCUGCUUGUGAGCGGCUACUCUGGAAACGCAGGCCAUAGCUUCAACGACCAUUCUGGGAUGAAGUUCACCACCAAAGACCGCGACCAAGACAAGAGGAUAGGUAGCAAUUGCGCCAAUGACUACAAGGGCGCUUGGUGGUACUACAGCUGUCACUUGUCCAACCUGAACGGGCUGUACAAGGCAACCGGCACCUGCGGCAGUAGCAAUGCAGUCUGGGAUAAUUUGGGGCCAUCACGGUAUGCCUGCCUGAGAUUCGUGGAGAUGAAGAUCCGGCCCAAAAAGUGAGCCGGCGGAGCCUGGGAACGGCAUCCCCGUGGGAUCACGUGGGUGCUGCCCGACGUCACCCAUUUGUGCAGCGCUCGUCAAGUAAGAUGGCGGUGCGCAAAUGUGUGUCGGAUUUGGCCCGGGUAAAUUGGCUUAAGUGCAAUUCCGAAUUUCACCAGAAGCUUGACACGAGAGAGACCUGACAAACGGUUAGUUGGAAGUUAGUUCCUCAAAAUGAACUGUUAUUAAAAAGCAGUUCGGCGCUGUUGCAGUUCCACAUUUCACCAGCAGACGGUGCCGAAUUUAGACUGACGUGACAUGGUAAAUCCUCGUUAGAUUAGUCGAAGUUAUUGACUCGGGAAACACGACCUGUUUUGAAUGGCACACACGCGCGCGCGCGCACACACACACACACACACACACUCACUCUUGGAUCAUUUUAGGAUGUUUUGCUUUGCUAUCAUAAAAUCCCUUACAUCUGUUAACAUAAGGAGUGUCCAUAAGCAUAGGGUAGCUACGAUUGAUUAUGUGUUAAGUUAGUGAGUGU
Messenger RNA from Syngnathus acus (greater pipefish), 2351 nucleotides. Its product is annotated as fibrinogen C domain-containing protein 1-like. The transcript has 12 exons. The coding region runs from base 77 to 1825 and encodes 582 amino acids. The record is from RefSeq and is a predicted model, not a curated record. Lineage: Eukaryota; Metazoa; Chordata; Actinopteri; Syngnathiformes; Syngnathidae.